CACAUUUUGGCCUAUGUGCGCGGCCACAUUUCCUUGUUGACCCAUUGAGCCACUAGACGACUGACUGAAGAGCUUGGAGAAUGGAUGGCUUGGAGAAUGACCAGGAGGAGGUCCGCCACCAGCCGAGGGUCACCAUGCCGUACGGCAGUGUCCAGGCCACCAGUCCAGGCAGUCAGGAUACCCAUUCCCAAUAUGCCAUGUACUAUAAUCAGCAAAGGGAUGCUGGACUCUCGGACAGCUACAUGCUGAUGACGCCCUUUCUGUCCAGUCCCGAGAAUCAUAACCAUGCCCUCACUCAUUCGCCGCCCACUUACACCGCCCUGGUGGCGCCACGUCGAAACGAAACCAAUCCGGGAUUCGAAUCUCUGGCCGGGCGCUGCGACAAGUGCAGUUCGCUGGUCGGACUCUGCCGCUGUGACGCCACCCGCUAUGCGGACUCCACCCAGGGUGGAUCCAACCUAGAGCAGCCCUCCUCCUCCACAGCGGCCUCGUCGUCCUCCUCCGCCAAUCCACCUAAUCCUGACCAGGCCAUUCCACGACCCAAGCGAAAGAAGACUGAACCGCUGAACAUCGAACAGGAUGGCGACAAUGCUGGCGAUGCAGUGGUGGCCUCCAUUAGCGGCACUUGGCCUGCCGGCGCCAUGGAGGAGCACGCCAUGGAUGCCACCUCAGUCGUCUACGAACUGCCCUCCAGUUCGCAGCAGUUGCAGCUGAGCAAUAGCUCUUUUGAGACAUCGGCUGCGAAUGCCUACGAUGAUGUGACUUCCAGUGCCUCGGAUACGGAGCAUGGUCAGUUUGCCAAUACGAGGACGACAAAUACCACAACGACCACGUCGGCUUUGCAGGCGCACAAGAAGAAGGCCAGUCGUUCGAGGGAUGCUGAAAAUUCCUCAGCAGGAGCUGCAGAUGCCGAUGCCACGCCGAGCACAAGUGCGCAGUCAAGGAGGCGGCAGGUGAAUCAUUUUUCCUACCGCAGCUCCAGAGCUUUGGAGCCGGAAAACGAGAGCAGCGACGAUGGCUGGGACCUGCGUGUUCAUAAUCCAGCUCCACCCAUUGAGCCGGCAGUUACAAUUAUACGAGGAGGGAGAGAACGAUCCAUUGAGGAGGCGGAGGAGGAGGCUGGGCACACGGAUCACAACUACUACAAUAGCCGAAGACCGGAUAGCACAUAUAUGCGAGCCGCGUAUUGCUCCACGGCCACCCACACCACGCGCAGUGUGGAUUAUGGAUCGCACAUGGGAUCUCACAUGGGUUCACCGUCCACUACAAUGGAGCAGGAACAGCAGCAGCAGCAGCAAUUGCAGCAGCAACUUCCGUCAGAGCAGGUUAAUCACCAGGAGCAGCGCUCUGAAGAGCAGGAAGAUUCUGGGAUGACCUGGCGACGUGUGCGCUUCCAAGACGAAGCCGCCAUGCCGCCCAGGAAGCAGCCGCGCUGGGAAAUCCCCGGCCGUUCGCGCUCCAAACUGUCCUCCACGAACUACAACUCAUUUCAUCCGGGAAGGAGCAGGCAUCGCACCUACGCAGAGCAGAGAGCGCCAAGCCAGGUAGCCUUUCCACCCUCCUCCACGCCAAAUGCGAAUGGAUCCUGUGUAAUCACCUAUGUGGGACGACCGAGGGAGCGGCAGCCGUCCGUGGAUCUCAGCAAUCUACCGUCCACUUCCACGGGCAGGCGAGGCAGCCGCGAUGCCGUCGUUUUAACCGCUCCCGAUUUGCAACUGGACGAUUGGUCAUCGGACGACGAUGACGAUGAUGUGGUCUUUGUGCACUCCACCCGUGAGCCCAUACUCUCCAUAGACUUGACUUCGGAUGACGAUGGAUUGGCCAACGAGGCGGGACAGCGGGACAGGGAGAGGGGUCGCGAAAGGGAGCAGGAAAGAGAUCGCGAAAGGGAGAGAUACCAACGCAAUCCAGAGGAACCAAGUGAGGAGAGAAGACCAGUGUUUAACUAUGCCUACGCUUUGCCCUGUGCCCGCCGGACAGAUCGUCGAUCGGAGGCCAAUGGAGGUGAUGGCACCUCGGCCUUUGCUUUUUACAGCGGCGCUCUGGCGGAUCGAGCGGCCAUUUCGGAUCACAACUACAGUUAUGAGUUGGAUCAGCUGAUGGAUCCCGGCGCCGCCAGCCAUUUCUAUCCGCCCCGCUGCUCCAGCAUGGAUCCGCAGCGCUACUUUCUUCCGAUUAAUGAGUCCUCUAUGUGGAUGCAGGGUCAUCCACAGGCGCAGCCACCUCCGCAGCCUCCACCGCCGAUCCUGCUGCCGGAUAACUCAUCCGCUGAUGCCUUCCUGCGCCAUUCCACGCCCAGCAGCUCCGCCAGCGGACAGCAGGCAGCUUCGCAGCAGCAGCAGGCUCGAAGGAGGAGGAGCAGCCCAGCGAACGUGUACCACCGCUACCAUCCGUACUAUGUGCCCCACUAUGCCAUCACCACGCUGCCCACUGUGAUGGAGGCGGACUACUCGCCCAGCCUGCAGCCUCAUCCGCAUUUUCAGGGCGGUCAGGGCGGCAGCAGUAGGAGCUCCUUAAGUGGAGCCCUGAAUGCUGCUGCGGUGGCGGCCACGGCGGCGGCGGCCCAGGCGCAAACCUUCAGUGAUCUGCUCUCGCAGGCGCACCAGGAAGGGCGGGCAGCUGCCUUGGAAGGCAACCGAACGCCGCCACAUGUGAUGGUGCAUCCACAGCAGCAGCAGCACCAUCGGCAAACCAUCAAUCCGCCAGCGGGGGCAGCUGUUUCGCCGCCACCGCCGCUGGAAAUGUACUCGGGUCGCAGCACCAUUCCGCACUGCGGAUCGCCGCCGUUUAGUGUGCGACGCUCGGAGGCGGCGUAUAGCAAUCGACAGCACUAUCAACCGCAGCCGCAUCAGGGUCACCAGGCGCCACAGAACCAGAUGCAUGCGCACAUUCAUCCUCCCCAUCGGGCCAGCGCCAUUGUGGCGACUUCUUUAACGCCCGCUCCACCCUAUCCAGUGCAUCAGAACCUGUGGUAUCGACAGCAAAGCAUGCAGGAGAUGCAUCGCCGCCACAUGACGCCCACGCCCAUCGAUCUCUCCUCGAAUGCCCCGCUGCUGACGAGCACUUUGCGCAAUGGUUACCUGCACAGCAUCUGCAGCUGUGUUCAUGCCAGGAACGGUCCCGUUUCCAGCCUGGAUCCCGCCUACUAUCCGCCCUACGAGGCUGCCACGUCUGCUGCGGCUCCACCGCCGCCACCCUCGCAGCAACAGCAGGCACCUGCCACAUCCGGAGCAGCUAGUGCACGACACAUGCAGCUGCAGCCGCAACAGCAGCCGCCGCAGUCGCAGCAGCAAUCGCCGCCGGUUAUGCAGCACCUGCAGCGCCAGCGAGCCAUCCACCACCACAUGUUCCACCACCACUAUUCGCCGCUGCAUCUGGAGAUCGGACUGGCCACGCCGCUCUCUCUGGGCUCCCGCAUUCUAAUCGGACCACCGCGUCCCAACAGGGGAGCUACUUUGGAAACCAUCGAAAGGAACACCCUACCCCACAAAUACCGAAGGGUAAGGAGGCCUAGCGAGACGGACGAGGAUGCGGAAAAGUGUGCCAUCUGUCUGACCCUCUUUGAGAUCGAGAACGAAGUGCGCCGCCUGCCCUGCAUGCAUCUGUUCCACACGGACUGCGUGGAUCAGUGGCUGGUGACCAACAAGCACUGCCCCAUUUGUCGCGUGGACAUCGAAACCCAUAUGGCCAACGAUGCGAUGGCACCCAGUGCCAGUGGAGUCACAGAUGCCGCCAAUACGGCCGCCUUAUGACAUUGUGUGCACGGAAUCUUCAUGUAAAAUUCCCCCAGACUGAGGAAAUAAUCGUAAUAACCACUAUAUACGAAACCUUAAAAUGUUUAACCCACCGCAACGCAUGCAAUGCCGUGUUGCGCUGAAAAAUAUCAAAAAGCUAAAUCUGUUUGGCUUAAUAUCUAUAUGUAUGUCUAAGUAUCUUAAGUGAUUCGGCAAAUUAUUUCCUAUACAUAUGUACAAAUUGUCCACGUUUUGUGAAAAAAAAUUCUUGUGAUAAGAAUUUCAUAAAUA
Molecule: messenger RNA, 4025 nt
Organism: Drosophila takahashii
Lineage: Eukaryota; Metazoa; Arthropoda; Insecta; Diptera; Drosophilidae
Product: E3 ubiquitin-protein ligase Arkadia
Source: RefSeq, a predicted model, not a curated record